AUGGCCGCCACAAAAUCCGCAGCCUCCAUCGCAACCACCACAGCGAAAGCCCUACUCAGGGCCACCGAACGCAAGCCAAAAAUAACCCGCACUGGCCCCACAACUGCCUCACCGCCCAUCCAACUCCAACUGCACGACUACUGCUUCUAUUAUGACACAGCGCCCCCAACCCAACAACAACUCCAAUAUGGCGCGGACCUGUUCAGAGCCUCCAACCACUCACCCAUACAGAUGUGGACGGCCAGCGAAUUCCGCACGAUCCCCAUGUCCGAUGUGCCCGAGGUGGUGUUCCUGGGUAGGUCGAACGUGGGCAAAUCAUCCCUGCUGAAUGCGAUUAUGGAGAAGGGCCUCUGUUUCACGUCGUCGAAGGUCGGGCGGACAAGGACACUGAAUGCGUACGGGAUCGGGGGCCGGAAAGAUGGGGAGGCGAGGGUUGUUCUUGUUGAUACGCCUGGCUACGGUAAGGGGAGCCAUGAGGAGUGGGGGGAGGUGAUUAUGAAGUAUUUGACGAAGCGGAGGCAGCUUCGCCGCACAUUUGUCCUCCUCGACUCCCACCACGGCAUAAAACCCGCCGACGCGGCCAUCCUCUCCCUCCUCCGCUCCGCGGCCGUCCCACACCAAGUAAUCCUCUCAAAGGUAGACUCGGUCCUCAUCAAAGGCGGGCUGAAAAAGGGUGCCCGUGGCCUCCGUCCCGAACGCAUAGAGGAGCUUGGCCGCUUCGCUGGCGGGAUCCGCGCAAAGGUGCAGCCUGUCAGGAACGUGACUGUGAGUAAUAGUCAAAAGAAGAAGAUAGAGAGGCGGCCGAAUAGGAAUAUUUAUGAUGAUAAUAAUAAUGAUGAUGCUGUGGGUGGCGGUGAUGGUAACAAGCUGCCCGCGGAGCCUGCUGGGAUGGAGCUGGGGAUUCCGGCGCUCGGGGAAAUCUUAACCUGUUCGACUAAGAUGAAGAGUGGAGAGGGGAUUUUGGGGGUUGAUGCGAUUCGGUGGUCGAUUCUUAGGGCGGCUGGAUUGGGGAUUGACAUUGGGGAAAAGGGGAACGGGGUUGGUAUGGGCAUUGCGGAGAGGGGCGGUGAAGAACUGGGUGGUUAG
Histoplasma mississippiense is the source of this 1086-nucleotide messenger RNA. RefSeq lists its product as hypothetical. The record is from RefSeq and is a predicted model, not a curated record. Lineage: Eukaryota; Fungi; Ascomycota; Eurotiomycetes; Onygenales; Ajellomycetaceae. The coding region runs from base 1 to 1086 and encodes 361 amino acids. Gene Ontology annotation, molecular function: GTP binding. Gene Ontology annotation, cellular component: mitochondrion. The transcript is spliced from 2 exons.